This is a messenger RNA of Lathyrus oleraceus (garden pea), 1287 nucleotides long. Its product is annotated as probable carboxylesterase 8. Gene Ontology annotation, molecular function: hydrolase activity. The transcript has a single exon. The coding region runs from base 146 to 1144 and encodes 332 amino acids. NCBI's taxonomy places the organism in Eukaryota, Viridiplantae, Streptophyta, Magnoliopsida, Fabales, Fabaceae. The record is from RefSeq and is a predicted model, not a curated record.
AGAUAGAAAUUUGGUUCAGGAUCAAUAGUUAUUUUGCACACCCCUAAACAUAUCACUCCCAUGAAUGAAAGCAUUUCAAUUUCAUUAACCUAUAAUAAACGGAUCUGAACUAACCUUCACCCGCUCAUAAAACAUUUCAACCACUAUGACAGAAUCAUCACCUCCCAAACGAAACUCCACCAUAGAUCCAUACAGAUUUCUCAAAAUCAAACUUAACCCCGACGGUUCCCUAACAAGAAACCCCAUCGUCCCCACCGUACCACCAUCCUCCGAUCCCACCAACUCGCCUCCACAACCAUCUCUCUCUAAAGACAUCACCUUAAACGUCGCCGCAAAAACCUCCAUCCGUCUCUUCAUCCCACACCCUCCGCCACCUGCAAAACUCCCUCUCAUUCUCUACUUCCACGGCGGCGGUUUCAUCCUCUACCACUCUUCCUCAUUGAUCUUCCACCACUCAUGUUCCGAACUCGCCGCUCAAAUACCCGCGGCUGUCGCCUCCAUCGAUUACCGUCUCUCGCCGGAGCAUCGUCUUCCCGCCGCCUACGACGACGCCGUCGAUUCCCUUCUUUGGCUCAAAUCCCAAGCAGAAAACCCAACUGAAUCUGAUCCGUGGAUUAGAAACCACGUGGAUUUCGAUAACUGCUUCGUAAUGGGAAACAGUGCAGGAGCUAACAUUGCCUACUUCGCAGGUCUACGUGCACUCGACAUCGAUCUCUCUCCGAUUAAGAUCCGAGGGCUGAUAUUAAACUCUAUAUUUUUCAGUGGGGUCCAGAGAACGGAAUCUGAACUUCGUUUAAUUAACGAUCGUAUAGUGCCAUUACCUGUUAGUGAUCUCAUGUGGAGCCUGUGUUUACCUGAGGGUGCAGAUCGCGACCACGUGUACUGCAAUCCAACGGUUGCGGAUAGAGUGUAUGGUGAGAAGAUCGGACGGUUGCCGAGGUGUUUUGUUAAUGGAUAUGGUGGAGAUCCGUUGGUGGAUAAGCAAAAGGAGUUGGUGAAGAUUUUGAAGGCACGUGGGGUGCACGUGGUUUCGUGGUUUUGUGAAGAUGGGUAUCAUGCUGUGGAAAUCUUUGAUGGUUCUAAAGCACGGGAUUUGGUUGACAAUGUUAAGAAAUUUGUAGCUACUCGUCAAUCCUCUUUGUGACUCUUUGGGCGAGGAUGUGUGUGACUGUGUUGUGCCUUUUAUUCUUGUAAGAUAAUAUUGAAUAGUUAGUUAUAAAAUUAUGAGCAAUAUUAUAUUAUUUGCAAAUUACAUUGAAAAUAAAAUUUUCCUGAUGAAUUAAGUUA